Molecule: messenger RNA, 1034 nt
Organism: Musa acuminata AAA Group (dessert banana)
Lineage: Eukaryota; Viridiplantae; Streptophyta; Magnoliopsida; Zingiberales; Musaceae
Product: large ribosomal subunit protein uL13c
Exons: 4
Coding region: 76-837 (253 amino acids)
Biological process (GO): translation; negative regulation of translation
Cellular component (GO): cytosolic large ribosomal subunit; ribosome
Molecular function (GO): structural constituent of ribosome; mRNA binding
Source: RefSeq, a predicted model, not a curated record
GAGCUGGUAUCUUAUCCCUUCCUCUAAGGGGGGCACUGCAGAGUUCCCGUUUCUUCCACCAAUUGGCCUGCAGCAAUGGCAGCGACGAUCCCGGCCUCCGCGUCCCUCUCGGUCGGCCGCUUUCCGAACAACCGCGCCUCGUCCUCCUCUUACCCCUGCCCCGCCACCGCCCUCCGUAGAACCUUCUUAGUCGGUUUCUCGAAAUUCCCGGCCGCCGUCGCCAAACCCUCGCUUGGGGUCGCUUCCCUCCCUUCGAGGCGUUACCUUCGUACCCACUGCCAACAGCAGGAGCAGCAGCAGAGGCUUGCGGUCGUCCCCAGAGAGCAGCGAUGGAUGUUCGAGGAAUCCGAGAUCAAUGGACCCGAUAUUUGGAACAAAACUUGGUAUCCAAAGGCCGCAGAUCAUAUUUCAACAGAAAAAACAUGGUAUAUAGUUGAUGCAACAGACAAGAUCCUAGGCAGGCUAGCAUCAACUAUCGCAAUAUAUAUUAGAGGAAAAAAUCUUGCAACAUAUACUCCUAGCGUUGACAUGGGGGCUUAUGUGAUUGUGGUGAAUGCAGAAAAAGUUGCAGUCUCUGGUAAAAAGAGGACCCAAAAACUUUACAGGAGGCAUUCGGGAAGGCCAGGUGGUAUGAAGGUGGAAACUUUUGAUCAGCUUCAACAGAGAAUUCCUGAAAGAAUUAUUGAACACGCUGUCCGUGGCAUGCUUCCAAAAGGAAGGCUUGGAAGAACUCUUUUCACUCACCUGAAGGUAUACAAAGGACCAGACCAUCCACACGAGGCCCAGAUGGCUAUUCCUCUUCCUAUCCAUGACAAGAGAAUACAAUCAGACAAGUAAGACCUCUUGCUGAGACAUGUGACUGGUAACUCAUGUUUUAUGGAUCAUUCAAUUUCACCUUUUCAAGAUUUUGCCUCCUCACUGGGGGGUUUACUUUUAAGCAGUUGUAGAAGUCUCAGUAAUUUAUGUCUCAUCUGCUUGAUUUAGUUAUGUUGAUUACUACUUCGAAUGUCUAAUAUAGACUUUUGAGCUCAUAA